AUGGACGUUGACAACGAACAUUCAGAUGCUGGGAGUCAACGACAACCCAGUGCUGAACACACGCCGCAAGGAGCUACUGCGCAGGUUGGGGGAGCCUCCUCACAAGGGAAUCCUACCCCCACCUCAGUUCAGUCCUCCAAUACGCCGUCGACUGCAUCAGGUCCUGCAACAGCCAACGUCAGCCAUACACAAAACUCGAAACGUCGCCGAGGGUUAGGUGUUGUGACGCCCAAUGCCUGCACAGAAUGCCGCAAGAAGCGCGCAAAGUGCGAUGGCAAAAAACCGUGCGGACGAUGUAGAGCACAGAAAGAUGCCGAAUGUGUAUACGAGGUUCCCGUGCGCCAGUCGAAGGAGAACCUCCGAACCGAAAUCGAAACUCUUCGACAGAAGCAGCGCUCAAGUGACCAAGUAUUCGCUGCUCUUGUCCGACCAGAACUAUGGGAAGAGGUUUUAACCCGCCUCCGGGGCGGCCAACCCAUCGAAACCAUUUCAGAAUGGCUCGCAAGCUCACCACGCCCUGUGGAGCGUUCGAUACCUUCGUUUCCUCCCCGUACCGAGGCGCCUACCAUGGGUCCUAACCCGGGGUUCCCAGGAGGUGGACUGGGUACAUUGGCAGCCAUGAGCCUUGGUGCGAACCAUCAACAGUCGCAGCAGUCUUCCAUGAGGCCCGAGAUGGGACAGCACAGUCCCUGGCAAUCUUCAUUUAGCCAAACCGGAUCAACGAGGAGUAACUCGCAUCCCGACGUCAUGAACUGGCAGACAGAUAUGCGAGGACCACCACAAAAUCGAGUUGGGUCUUGGGCCGAAGGGAUGAAUCCUGACCAGAUCUCGGACGGUCUUCCACGAUAUCGCGGGGUUGAACAGAUCCUGGCACCGUUAAACGAACCGGGGCUGCGAACACCAGCUUCAACUUGGACCGCGAUUACCGGUGAUAGCGUUCUUGUUCAACAUCUUUUAGCGUUGUAUUUCUGUUGGGAGUAUCCAACAUUUGCGUCCUUGAGCAAAGAACACUUUCUACAGGAUUUCCAAGAGGGACGGAAUCGAUAUUGUUCACCGAUACUGGUGAAUGCCCUACUUGCAUUGGGGUGCCGCUUUUCAAAACAACCCAUGUCUCGAGCGAAUCCCAACGACCCUUAUACCUCUGGCGACCACUUCUUCAAGGAGUCAUUGAGACUAUUUGCCCAGGAAACGGAUCAUCAUUCCCUUACAACUAUCCAAGCUUUGGGAAUAAUGUCGAUCCGAGAGGCUAGUUGUGGGCGAGAUUCAGAGAGUUGGUAUUACGCUGGGCAGAGUAUUCGACUCGCCGUUGAGAUGGGACUUCACCGGAUAAUGGACGAAGGAGAUGAAGACGAACUCGCUGUGCAGUCAGCAACCUUCUGGGGUGCUUUUGCGCUUGAUCAUACCUCAAUUGGUAUGAUCGCAUACCUGAGGUCCUUCGACUGGGGCACAAUUUCACCCCAGCUGUGCUGUUCGCCCAGUAAGCCUCAAGCCCAACACGCUUCUUUCACCACGAUCCCUAACUUGAGCAGCAUGUACUAUCAUUUCGCAAUCCUGCUAUUGUUCCGGCCUCUGAUCAAGCUACGGAUCAUUGGAUCCAAGGUCUCGCCUCGCGAUGUGUGCUCACAGGCGGCGGACGCCAUUCAAGGCCUUCUAAGAUCUUACUCUUCACUCUACACCUUACGGCGAACGCCCUCGUUCGUGCCAUAUUUUGUUCUCACUUCAGCCAUCAUGCACCUAGCGAUUGGUGCAACAACAGUCGGCUCGGAUACGACCGAGGCGGAUAUGGAGAAGGCUGUUAAGGUGGAUCCUCGUGUGGCCGAGUCCAUCACUCAAGGCAUUUCAGAUCUCACUGAGAUGGCUCCUUGCCACCAAUUCGCUGAGCAGGCUCUCAACAUACUACGUUAUUUGGCCGCAAAGUGGGACAUUGAUGUCGAAAACAAUGCCGAUAAGCUCACAGCGGAAGAGUACGACCGUUUGGUCUUGCCGCAUACGGGGAGUCUCAACUUCUUCUCGCCCAACCUGAGGAACGGAGACAUUACGUGCCAAUGGGGCGUGGGACCAUUCAUGGAAGACCGAUCUCCCUCGGUGCAGAAGACAGGAGACAAUAUGGAAAACCCCCUCUUCUGGCCUUUCCCGAUGCAGGGACGGCCAAUUCUCCCUGAUGGCGUUGAGCUGGAACAUGCAGGUUUUGCGAUCAUAUAG
Messenger RNA from Fusarium subglutinans, 2202 nucleotides. RefSeq lists its product as uncharacterized. The record is from RefSeq and is a predicted model, not a curated record. Gene Ontology annotation, molecular function: zinc ion binding; DNA binding; DNA-binding transcription factor activity, RNA polymerase II-specific. The transcript is spliced from 3 exons. NCBI's taxonomy places the organism in Eukaryota, Fungi, Ascomycota, Sordariomycetes, Hypocreales, Nectriaceae. Gene Ontology annotation, biological process: DNA-templated transcription; regulation of DNA-templated transcription. Bases 1 to 2202 code for a protein of 733 amino acids.